This is a messenger RNA of Brienomyrus brachyistius, 2727 nucleotides long. RefSeq names its product interferon regulatory factor 8-like. Bases 202 to 1503 code for a protein of 433 amino acids. The transcript has 9 exons. Gene Ontology annotation, cellular component: nucleus. The record is from RefSeq and is a predicted model, not a curated record. Gene Ontology annotation, biological process: immune system process; regulation of transcription by RNA polymerase II. Lineage: Eukaryota; Metazoa; Chordata; Actinopteri; Osteoglossiformes; Mormyridae. Gene Ontology annotation, molecular function: protein binding; DNA-binding transcription factor activity, RNA polymerase II-specific; RNA polymerase II cis-regulatory region sequence-specific DNA binding.
ACAGGCAGAGCCGCGGGAGCAGCUGAUUGGCCAGCGUCACAGCGGCGACGUAACACGACACUCCAAUUAGCUUCUUGUGAAUGAACCGAUAAACUUAGGGUACCGGGCUGAGAUUGAUUUAUAUUUGCGCGUCUGUUAGAUCGUGAAAAUCUGCUUGGUGUCAAUUUGCGUAUCGCUGAGAUCCAAAUUCCUGCCACUAAGAUGACCGUAAACCCCAGCGGACGGAGACUGAGGCAGUGGCUGAUAGAGCAGAUUCACAGCAACCGGUACCCGGGACUGUUGUGGGAAGAUGAGGAUCGGACCAUGUUCCGAAUUCCAUGGAAACACGCGGGGAAACAGGACUACAACCAAGAAAUCGAUGCGUCAAUUUUCAAAGCCUGGGCUGUGUUUAAAGGGAAGUUUAAGGAGGGGGACAGGGCUGAGCCGGCCACCUGGAAAACCCGGCUCCGCUGCGCUCUGAACAAAAGCCCGGACUUCGAGGAGGUGACCGACCGGUCCCAGCUGGACAUCUCUGAGCCUUACAAGGUCUACCGCAUCGUCCCAGAAGAGGAGCAAAAGAGCAGAGGGGCUGUGGUGAUUCACGGAGGCGGGGGCUCCAGCGACGUCCACAGCAUGGACUGCAGCACUGCCGAACUGGAGGAGCUCAUCAAGGAAUCCUCACAUGAUGAAUACCUGAGCAUCAUCAAGAAGAGCCACUCCCCAGAGGAGGCCCCCAGACCCACCCCCCCAGCCCAGGAGUGGUGGUCACACAGUAACCUGCGCUCCAUCCCAGUGAGCCAGGACCCUCCCCCAACUGGGAACUUUAGUGCAGCCUUCUCCCAAAUGAUGGUCACCUUCUUCUACGGAGGCAAGCUGGUCGGCAGCACGCUGAGCACUCACCCCGAGGGCUGCCGCAUCUCGCUGCCGCCGCCCGCAAUGGCCGUGGAGGCGCUGUACGGGCCUGAGAGUCUGCAGAACAUUCGCUUCCCAUCGGUGGAGCUGAUCGAGCAUGAGCGGCAGCGCCACGUGACCCGCAAGCUCUUCGGACACCUGGAGCGCGGCGUGCUGGUGCGCGCCAACCGCGAGGGCGUCUUCGUCAAGCGUCUGUGUCAGAGCCGCGUCUUCUGGAGCAGCCAGGGUUCGCAGUACAACCCCGGGCCCUGCAAGCUGGAGAGGGACGCCGUCGUCAAGAUCUUUGACGUCGGCAGGUUCCUGCAAGCUCUGCAGAUGUACCGGGAUGGCCACUAUCCGGCACCUGACCCCAACGUCACCCUCUGCUUCGGGGAAGAGUUCCACGACAUCAGCGCUGCCAAGAACAAGCUGAUAAUCGUUCAGAUCACCCCACUCACCUGCCAGCAGCUGCUGGAAGAGGUUAAUAUCCAUCGGUCCCCAUACAGCAGUGGGAAUAUGGACAUGGCAGAUGAGUCGCAGAACGAGCAAGUGGCACGUAUUUUCCAGGAGCUCUGCAGCUACUCCAUGCCACAGCGCCUCGGCUUCAGAGAGAACAUGCCAAUCACCGUCUGAGGCACCAGUCCCCCUCUGCCUGCCUCGAACAGGACAAGGAACCUGCCAAUCACAAUCUGAGGCAUCAAUCCCCCACUGCCUGCCUCAAACAGGACAAGGAACCUGCCAAUCACAAUCUGAGGCACCAAUCCCCCACUGCCUGCCUCAAACAGGACAAGGAACCUGCCAAUCACAAUCUGAGGCAUCAAUCCCCCACUGCCUGCCUCAAACAGGACAAGGAACCUGCCAAUCACAAUCUGAGGCACCAAUCCCCCACUGCCUGCCUCAAACAGGACAAGGAACCUGCCAAUCACAAUCUGAGGCACCAGUCCCCCUCUGCCUGCCUCGAACAGGACAAAGAGCCUGCCAAUCACAAUCUGAGGCACCAAUCCCCCACUGCCUGCCUCGAACAGGACAAGGAACCUGCCAAUCACAAUCUGAGGCAUCAAUCCCCCACUGCCUGCCUCAAACAGGACAAGGAACCUGCCAAUCACAAUCUGAGGCACCAGUCCCCCUCUGCCUGCCUCGAACAGGACAAAGAGCCUGCCAAUCACAAUCUGAGGCACCAGUCCCCCUCUGCCUGCCUCGAACAGGACAAGGAUCCUGCCAAUCACAAUCUGAGGCACCAAUCCCCCACUGCCUGCCUCGAACAGGACAAUGAACCUGCCAAUCACCAUUUUAAGCACCAAUUCUGUCGCUGCCUGCCUCAAACAGGAAAAAGAGUCUGCCAGUCACCAUCUGAGGCACUAAUCCUUCCUUACCCACUUUGGAGAGAAUAAGAAACCUGCCAAUCAUUGUCUGAGUCACCAUUCCCUCCACUGCCUUCCUCAGAUAGGACAGAGAACCUGCCAAUCAUUGUCUGAGUCACCAAUCCCCCUUGCUUGUCUUGGACAGGACAGUAAACCUGCCAUUGGUUAUAUAACUGCCCAGCCCCCAGGAUGAUGCACCCAUCAGCGUUCAGAAAAAUUACCUGAGUUGUUCUUUAUCAUAUGUUGACAAAAAAAGUCAUGAAGUGAUGAAAAAAGUCUGCAGACUUUUGCUUGCCCUUUGAGCAUCCGGGACUUUGCUCUAAUGAUCCUUCCAGUAGCCAUUCAAACUGAAUUAGCACAAUACAUCUUUCUGUUUGUCUGAUUGUGUACUUCCUUUCUUAAAUGAGCAUUUGUAGUUUUGUAAUAAACUGUUUUGCAAACUAAAUGAAAUUGAAAUGGAAAAAAAAUCUGCAUUAAUAAAGUCUUUCUUAAAGCA